Messenger RNA from Ilex paraguariensis (yerba mate), 1560 nucleotides. The record is from the annotation of a GenBank genome assembly. NCBI's taxonomy places the organism in Eukaryota, Viridiplantae, Streptophyta, Magnoliopsida, Aquifoliales, Aquifoliaceae.
AUGAAGACUAGUAAUGGAAAAGGAUCAGUCUCUGUUUUGGUGCUGUGUUCAGUGUUUGUAUUGUUGAUCACGGUCGUGUUCAUUGUUAAUUCAGUCGACUUCGUUUCGUUGAUCCAAUUCACUACUGGUUCGAAAUCGGAGCAUAAAAUACAGGCCAUCGAGUUGCAGACGACGGCGAUUACAACUGCACUGCGUGGAUUCCGAGCUGCUUCCUUCGCCGCCGAUAGUCACUCUCCAAACGUAACAGUCAUUGCGAGCAAUAACUCCGCUCUGCCUCAUAGAAAAGACCAAAAACUGGAGCAAGGACUGGCCCGGGCACGAGCCGCGAUUCGGAAAGCAGCUUCAAGAUCAAGCCAGAACCUAUCGGCGAUCCGCCGUAUUGUCUCCGCUGAAAUAUUCCGUAACCCCGGCUCAUUUUAUCAGAGUUAUAUGGAAAUGGAGAAGAGGUUCAAGGUAUACGUGUACGAAGAAGGGGACCCACCAAUCGUACAUGAUGGGCCCUGCAAGAGCAUAUACACAAUCGAGGGUAGAUUUAUACACGAGAUGGAGCACGGUAGUAAUAGGUUCAGGACAAGAGAUCCUCACUUUUCUCACGUUUACUUCAUGCCCUUCAGCGUCGUUUGGAUGGUAAAGUACUUCUACAAGCCUAACUCUUACAACGUGUCUCCUCUCAAAGAGUUUGUGGAUGAUUAUGUGAAUGUCAUCUCCACAAAACACCCUUUCUGGAAUCGAACUCAGGGUGCUGAUCACUUCAUGCUUUCAUGCCACGAUUGGGGUCCACUUGCCUCAAAAGGUAACCCAUUCCUCUACAACACUUCAAUCCGGGUCUUCUGCAAUGCCAAUUCCUCCGAAGGCUUCAACCCACAGAAAGAUGUCAGCCUCCCAGAAAUCCAUCUCUAUGGUGGCAUCGUAAACCCCAAGCUCCGCUCUCCUCCACCAGCCAACAGUUCAAGACCCCACCUUGCAUUCUUCGCCGGGGGAAGUCAUGGUCCAAUCCGGCCAAUCCUCCUCCAGCACUGGAAGGGCCGUGACCCCGACCUACCAGUUUUCGAAUACCUUUCCAAGGAUCUAGAUUAUUACUCUUUCAUGCUCCAAUCAAAGUUCUGUCUAUGUCCUAGUGGGCAUGAAGUGGCUAGCCCAAGAAUUGUGGAGGCCAUUUAUGCUGAAUGUGUCCCAGUGAUACUAUCUGAUCACUAUGUGUUACCAUUUAGUGACGUGUUGAAGUGGGAGGCAUUCUCAAUACAGGUUGAGAUUUCGGAAAUUCCGCGGUUGAAGGAGGUGUUGAUGGCAGUUCCGGAGGAAAAGUAUGCGAAGCUGAAGGAGGGUUUGAGGGCCGUGAGGAGACAUUUUGUGUUGAAUCAACCAGCUAAAAGGUUUGAUGUGUUUCAUAUGAUAUUACACUCUGUGUGGCUUAGGAGAUUGAAUGCAAGGAUUAGUGCUACCAUACAUUCGAUUGCCGUAGUGCAGUUAUCUUUCAAUCAAUUUCCGAUCCCCAGUGAGGCAGUGACAUAUCAUGAAUUCGCCAAGGGGACCAUGGCUCAACUCUAUUACCCGGAAUGA